CAAGAGAUAAAGACUAUUUUCUUUUUUAUUUCCUUAUGUAGGAAAGUCUGGCUACUUGCCAGAAAAUGCAAGACUGGAGCUUUCUUUUCAUGGUGUUGGACAAGGUGCAGUCCAAUUCCACAGUCAUCGGUAAGAUCUGGAUAAGAGCCCUGUUUAUAUUCAGGAUCCUGAUUCUGGGCACAGCAGCUGCAAUUGUAUGGGAAGAUGAGCGGUCAAGUCUUGUGUGCAAUACACAACAACCUGGUUGUGAGAAUGUCUGCUAUGACCUAAAAUUUCCCAUCUCCCAGAUCCGUUUCUGGAUCGUUCAGGUAAUCUUUGUAUCCAUGCCAACAAUACUGUACCUGUGCCAUGUCAUCCAUGUUGUUCACCAGAAGAACAAAGUGAGAGAGAGAGUAAGACACCAGCAUGACGGCCAAGUGACAAACACCCCCAACUACCCAGAUGAGGGUCAUGUUGAGAUCAAGAGCAACCUGUUUAUCAGCUAUCUUACACAUCUGUUCUUCAAGAUCAUCUUAGAACUUGCUUUCAUCAUCGGACAGUACUACCUAUAUGACCUCUUCAUGAGCCAUGGAUUUAACUGCUCUUCAAGUCCGUGUUCCUACAAUGUUGAAUGCUUUAUGUCACGUCCAACAGAAAAGAACAUUUUCAAUGUCUUGAUGCUAGCGGUAGCGUGUGUGUCCCUGCUUCUCAAUGUGAUUGAGGCUGUUUACCUGAUGUGCAGUAGAGCAAAAUGUUGCUCUGGGAGUAAUACAGAAAAUCCCACGAGUGUGUCUAUUUCCUGGAAUAAUGAACAAGGAGAUGAAGUAUCUAUAAAACAAAAUAAAAUGAUCUAAACUAAAACAUUUCUGGAGCUGCAUUUCAACUGUGUAACAUACCUCCACUUUUUAAACCAAUUGCUCAUCAGCUUGCUUGCUAAUCAUACGAGUGUUGCCUGUUUAUUUUGAUUCCCAUUGCUUUGUCAUUUAAACUUGCAAGUUUAUAUGUAAAAUAAAACCAUGUAGCUUCAUCUAUAUCCAUUUUUGCUGCCUGACAAAUAGAGAUUUACAUGAUAUAAAGUGGUAAUGAAUGUCUUUGAAACUAAGUAACUAAGUAAACUUAAAUUCUUAAUACUUUUUUCAUUAAUACAUUUACGUGAAACCUUUGCCCUAAAAUUUCUUUCUUGCAUGUGAUGUGUAUGCAUGCAAAUGCAAAAUGUAAGCAUUGAUAUAAGCUUUUACUUUGACUUACAACUGCUGUCAAAGCUUUUUUUUUCAUCAUAUCAUUUAUUAAAGUGUUGUUAAUUGAUCAGUCUUUGCGGUUUAGUCUGUGAGAGUUUAAUUUAACAAAUAAAUAUAAUAAACUAAUGUUUAAAAGUAAUGAACUUGAAGUAAUUGACUUUAUGUAUUUUACUGUUGAAUAAAGUUCCUGAUUUUCUCAUUGCAUAAAUUUUUAGUUGUUAAUAUGUUAACUAACAUGAUAAUAAUGUCCAGUAAUGUGCUAAAAAUUAGUUAUAAGAAAGUGUUUGUGUGAACAUUGGUCAGACAAAUUGACUAUUUCAAUGAUAUCUUUACCUUUCAUACAUUGGGACCCAAAACCAGACUCCGGACAAAAAUUCUGUCAGUAUGUCUCUUUGUCUAUAUAUCUGUAUGUCUGUCCAGGCGAUUUUGUUAUAGCAUCAUGCAAAACUAACUGAACAGAAUUUAAUAAAACUUUGCCAGUCCUUCAGUAUUUGCCUGAAGUUAAACCUGUGUUAUAAACGAAAGCAAACUUAUGAUGCUUUGAGGACCCCUUAGUCUCAAGUACAAUUUAUGCAUUUUUAGGAAAUUAGCCACUAAGUUUUACUGCGCAUUUCUGUAAAAUUAUCAACAAGAUUCAGCAGCUUCCAUUUAUUUAUUUAUUUUUUGGCUAAAAAGUCGUUGCUUUUAUAAUAUGCUGCUUUUAUUUAUAUAAUACAAAUAUUUUUGGUGGAAACAAAUGUUUAAAAAUCUGGAAUAUUUUUGUACUGAUUCAAUAAUAAAGACUUGAACA
Messenger RNA from Clarias gariepinus (North African catfish), 2007 nucleotides. Its product is annotated as gap junction Cx32.2 protein-like. The coding region runs from base 66 to 833 and encodes 255 amino acids. Gene Ontology annotation, biological process: cell communication. Lineage: Eukaryota; Metazoa; Chordata; Actinopteri; Siluriformes; Clariidae. The record is from RefSeq and is a predicted model, not a curated record. The transcript has a single exon. Gene Ontology annotation, cellular component: connexin complex.